Molecule: messenger RNA, 1212 nt
Organism: Auxenochlorella protothecoides
Lineage: Eukaryota; Viridiplantae; Chlorophyta; Trebouxiophyceae; Chlorellales; Chlorellaceae
Exons: 5
Coding region: 1-1212 (403 amino acids)
Source: RefSeq, a predicted model, not a curated record
AUGCAGCAUGCCGCGCGGGCCUGCCGGGGCGUGGGGCGCCUGGUCGCCCAGUCCCCGCUCGGGGGGGCUGUGGAUCUCGCCACCCGCGGCCUGGCGACCGCUACGCCAGCCGACGAGGUGGUAGACCAGAUGAUCGCAUAUGCACGGGAUCACUACAGGGACAACCCAGAUCAGGUGGACGACAUCCUGAAAGGAGGCCUGGCGAUGGACGUGUCGGGGAUCAGCCAGCAGAGACUUUGGCUCGCCCGCGCCGACACCGCGGCCGAGUGGUCGGACUGGCGGCAGUCGGCCGCGCACGCCGCCGCGGCCUACGCCGCGCCAGCCCCCUCCGACGCGCCUGGGGCCACGGAUGGCAAGUCGAUGGCGGUGUACUCUGGCGUCGCCGCGUUGCUGGCCGACGGCCAGGACGUGGAGGCGGGGGAGGCGCUGGAGCGGCCCGGCGUGGGGAGGCUGGCGGGCCCCUCCCACGCGGCGCUGCUGGCCAUGCUGGGCACCACCUUCCGCGCCUGCACCGCGGAGGACAUCGCCUUCUUCCAGUCAUGCAGCGCGGCCCAGCCGCCAGAGGCGCGUGCGGCCCUGGACCGGGAGGUCGCGGCGGCGCAGCUGACACAGGCCUGGACCGCGGGUGCAUACGUGCCCGCCUACCUAGACGGCAGUACGGUGGUGGAAAGCACGGCGCGCGCGGUGGACACGGCCAUGGCGGCGGCCACGGCGCAGGGCUCCCACGCCGCGCUGGGCCCUCUGUCCAGCCCCCUGCGCUGCGGCGAGGCGCUGGCGGAUGCACACCUGCUGCGGGCGCAGGUGCAUGGCCUGCAGGGGCGGUGGGAGGAAAGCGAGGAGAGCCUGGCCGCGGCGCUGAGUGUGGUGGAGGGCGUGAGCGCGGGAGGUCACCCGCGCCUCGCUUUCCCGCUGGCCCUCCUCGCACACGUGUACAGCCGCACCGCGCGCGUCACCCUGGCGGAGGGCCUGUACAGCUGGCGGUACGGCCAGCUGCUGACGGCGCUGCCGCGCCGCAGCACGGAGGCGGCGGCCUGGCAGGCGCUGGGUCUGCGCCUGGCCGAGCCCCUGUCUGCCAUCAUGCCCAUGCAGACCCUGCUGGGGCCCCUGGAUGUGCUGACGCAAAAGGGGGCCCAGCCUGUGCCGGGGAUGCUGCUCAGCCUCCCCUUCCGGAGAGCCGUGCCCCUGGUCUCCUGCACCAUGGACCCCCCGUGA